AGUCCAGUUAAAGGUGCGUCCAGCCCGUACGACCCCCACAAUUUCGAUGAGUUCUAUGCUGACGAAUAUGGCGGAUGGGGAGGUCAGCAAAGAGACAAUGGCCGAGGUGGGGAUAGAAAUGGAAGUUCCAAUUUCCAGAGGCCCAAUCAGAGAGGAGGGAGUAACCAGGGAGGACCUAGAGGAGGUGGAGGUGGACCCAGGGACGGACCCAGAACUGGUGGUCUCAGAGAUGGAGGCCCACGUGGCAUGGGCCAGGGAGGUCCCAGGGGAGGCGGCGGUAUGAGAGACGACUCGCAAGGACCAGGAAAUAGGGGAAGGUUCAACAAUAACGGACCGUCACCGAAUAGGGGAGGCGGAUCUUUCGGGAACAGGUCCAACAUGGGCGACAGACCCAACAAUCGACCUUCAAACAAUUUUAAUUCUGGAGGGAACAACUUCAACAACAGGUCUAACACGUCGAACGGUUGGACAGGGUCUCCAUUUACACAGCCUCCCCCUAGUUUCAACCAGACACCGAUGGUGAGUCCCCCUGGACCUAUAGGGUUGUCUGGAUCGCCUGGAUCCGGUGGGAAGACUCAGACUCAGGUCACCAUACCCAAAGAUCUUGCCGGAGCAAUAAUAGGAAAAGGAGGUGGUAGAAUCAGGAAAAUUCGCCAGGAUUCCGGAGCAGGCAUCACCAUAGACGAGCCGUUGCCUGGAUCGAACGAUCGCAUCAUCACCAUCAGCGGAACAGCAAACGAAAUCCAAAUGGCUCAAUAUCUACUACAGCAAAGCGUCCAUCAAAAUGCAGAAAGAAACAACUAUUAGGGAUGGGCUUGGAGU
This is a messenger RNA of Sitophilus oryzae (rice weevil), 822 nucleotides long. Its product is annotated as heterogeneous nuclear ribonucleoprotein K-like. NCBI's taxonomy places the organism in Eukaryota, Metazoa, Arthropoda, Insecta, Coleoptera, Curculionidae. Gene Ontology annotation, molecular function: mRNA binding. The transcript has 4 exons. The record is from RefSeq and is a predicted model, not a curated record. The annotation marks the transcript as partial. Gene Ontology annotation, cellular component: cytoplasm; nucleus. Gene Ontology annotation, biological process: regulation of transcription by RNA polymerase II; regulation of mRNA splicing, via spliceosome.